Messenger RNA from Penicillium atrosanguineum, 897 nucleotides. RefSeq names its product PQ-loop repeat-containing protein. The record is from RefSeq and is a predicted model, not a curated record. Bases 1 to 897 code for a protein of 298 amino acids. Lineage: Eukaryota; Fungi; Ascomycota; Eurotiomycetes; Eurotiales; Aspergillaceae. The transcript is spliced from 8 exons.
AUGUCUGGAGAUAAUGUUACGGUGGCAUCCAAUGUGCUCGGCACUAUCGGCACAGUCCUGUGGUGUAUCCAGUUAAUCCCGCAAAUAUGGUAUAAUUGGCGGCGCAAGACAACUGAUGGGUUUCCGGCAAUCAUGAUGCUUUUAUGGGCUACUUGCUCAGUUCCGAUGGGAGCUUAUUUGGUUCUGCAGAAAGUCAGCAUACCGCUGCAGAUCCAACCGCAGAUGUUCGGAUUCUUUUCUCUUGUUAACUGGGGUCAGAUAUUGUAUUACAAUCAGUCAGUCUUCUACCUUCUGUUUGAAACACUUGUCUUGUGGUUGACUUUCCGUUUAAAGGCAACGGUCGUCUGCUCUGGUUGUGUUUUGUUGUUUGGGGGGGUCGAAGCUCUUCUCAUUCUGACAUUGAGAAUACCCUAUGAAAGGGGAGUUACGUGGCCGGAUUUAGUGGUAGGCAUUGUGGCAGCCAUUCUUUUGGUUGCUGGAAUGUUGCCGCCAUACUUUGAACUAUGGAAGAGAGACGGGCGAGUGAUUGGCAUCAACUGGUUGUUCCUAUCGACUGACACGUUUGGCGGAUUGUUCUCGCUCUUUGCGUUAGCUGCACAGGGAAAGUUUGAUAUACUGGCUGGGAUACUGUAUAUCAUUGUCGUCGUUUUGGAGUCGGGCAUCUAUGCAAGCCACAUAAUAUGGCGCAUCCGCUACCGCGAACUUCGCAGGGAGGCCAAGAUGACCGGUAAAAGCAUCGAUGACCUGUUAAGCUUGCAACAAAGCCAUACCACAGUACGGGACCUCGAGUCGGGGGUACUCGAUGACUCGGGGGAGACCCUGCCUCAGGAACCCACCGAGCACCGGCCACAACCCACAUUGAAUGUGGAACGGGAAAAGACGAAUGAAAAAUGUUGA